AUGACAAAAAAAAGUGAGGAACAACAACAGCAUAUUUUAAUUGACGACGAAAUUGAAAAAUCACCAGAAUCAUUGGAUUUAUCAGCUUCAGAAAUACAAUUAAAAAAAAUAUACCAUUAUUUUGUCAUAGAGGCGCUUAAAAAACGAAUAGAAUUAUCAAAGUUACUUUCUCAAGAAAAGAAAGCUAAGGAAUAUGAGCUGACAAUGACAAGAUAUGGAAAGAACUUUAAAUGUAACAUAUGUCAGAAGGUGACGAAAAGUUUUAGUGAGCAUAUGAUGCAUCAUGCCGGUGUAAAAAAUAUAUUUGUCCUUUGUGCAACAAAUCAUUCAGCCAUUUAUGGACUAUAA
Messenger RNA from Brugia pahangi, 348 nucleotides. NCBI's taxonomy places the organism in Eukaryota, Metazoa, Nematoda, Chromadorea, Rhabditida, Onchocercidae. The record is from the annotation of a GenBank genome assembly.